UGUUUGUGAUAAGGCGCUUGCUUUAAGCACAAAGUCCUGCCAAGUACAACAAGCCCUCAGCUACUUUACCACAUCCCUCCCAUCCAACGUAGGACCACCGCUGCCUCUCAGGUCCUUCGGUGCUGUGUUUUCUGCAUCUUUGCAUCUGUCAAGCACACAGCAGCAUCAUGAGUGUAGAGUCCAAAAAACCACGUGAAGCUUGCUGCUCCAAGCUCAAGCUCUUCCUGGCCUCCCUGGCAUUUGUAUAUUUUUCCAAAGCCUUUGGUGGAGCCUACAUGAAGAGCUCCAUCACCCAGAUCGAGAGGCGCUUUGACAUCCCCAGCUCCCUCAUUGGGGUCAUAGAUGGCAGCUUCGAAAUGGGAAACCUCUUGGUAAUAGCCUUUGUGAGCUACUUUGGUGCGAAGCUCCAUCGUCCCAGGCUGAUUGGUAUUGGCUGCUUGAUCAUGGCUGCUGGGUCUUUCCUCAUAGCCCUGCCUCACUUCUUCCAGGGACCGUAUAAAUACGAGACGAGUGUGUCUCACACCAAAGACGUCAACAGCACUGAGAGCAUCCUGCCCUGUCUGUCCAACCACAGCAUGACUGACGCAGAGGAGACACCUGAUUUAGAGGCUAUAACAGCUUGUGAAAAGGCGACUGGCUCGUCCAUGUGGAUCUAUGUAUUCCUGGGCAACAUGCUGCGUGGGAUUGGAGAGACUCCCAUCAUGCCUCUGGGAGUGUCCUACCUGGAUGAUUUCUCCAGAGAGGAGAACACUCCUUUCUAUUUGGCUUGUAUCCAUACAGUGGGGAUCUUAGGACCUAUGUUUGGGUUCAUGCUUGGGUCCUUCCUUGCCAAGAUCUAUGUGGACAUUGGAUCUGUGGAUUUAGACAGUAUCACCAUUAACCAUAAGGACUCCCGCUGGGUGGGGGCCUGGUGGCUGGGCUUCAUAGCAACUGGCACCGUGAUCCUGCUGUCCAGUAUCCCAUUCUGGUUCCUGCCUAAGUCCCUGCCCAAGCAGGGACAAGAGCAGAGCCAGAGUAAGAGCACAGAACUCGCCACAGUGGCAGAGCAGGAGAACUUCCUCCCAGAGGAAAACCAGGACCAUGAGGAGAAAGAGGGGCCAGUCACGUUCAAGCAGCUGGCUAAAGAUUUCAUCCCGUCUCUGAGACGACUCUUCAAAAACAGCAUCUUCUCACUGAUGAUCCUCACCUACCUGGUGGCCGUCAACGGCUUCAUUGGAAUGAUCACCUUCAAGCCAAAGUUCUUGGAGCAAAUUUAUGGUCAAUCAGCCUCCAAGGCCAUUUUCCUCAUAGGUAUACUGAACCUGCCAGCUGUAGCUUUGGGCAUCAUCACCGGUGGUUUUGUGUUGAAACGUUUCAAGCUGGGCGUCAUCGGAGCCGCCAGGGUGUCGAUCGCUGCCUCUCUCGGGUCCUUUUGUAUGCUUUCCAUUCAGGUCUUCAUCCACUGUGAAAAUGCAGAUGUGGCCGGUCUCACCGUCUCAUAUCAGGGAGCUCGCCAGGUGUCCUACAACCAACAGACUUUGCUGUCACAGUGCAAUAUGGGCUGCUCCUGCUCAAUGAAGCACUGGGACCCGGUGUGCGCCUACAACGGCAUGACAUACGCCUCGCCCUGCCUGGCUGGCUGUCAGACCUCCACCGGUACCGGCAAGGAAACGGUGUUUCAUAACUGCACUUGCAUUGGGGAUAUGAUGACUCCAGGCAUGAACAUGUCUGCAGUGCUGGGGCAGUGCCCCAGGAAGAGUGACUGUGAACGCAUAUUUAAAAUCUACAUGGCUUUAUCCGUAGUGGGCUCCUUCAUUUCUGCCUGCGGGGGCACGCCAGGAUACAUUGUACUGCUCAGGUCCAUACAGCAGGACCUGAAGUCACUGGCUCUGGGUAUGCAGACGCUGAUAGUAAGAACUCUGGGUGGGAUACCUCCGCCUAUUUAUUUCGGGGCACUCAUUGACCGGACCUGUUUGAAGUGGGGCACCAAGCAGUGUGGAGGCCGAGGAGCGUGUAGACUCUAUGACGCUGAUGCCUUUAGAAUGACAUUCAUGGGGCUGAUUACUGGACUCUACUUCCUGUCCAACAUGCUGUGGGGAGGUCUCUACCUCAAAAUUGUCAAGAGACAGAAGAAGUUAGCGCUGAGGAAUCAGGCCAAAGAAAAUGAACUAGAGGAUAACGGAGCGGUCAAUGGACAUGCCAACAUCAGCAUUGCCAAAAACAAAGAAGACGUGGACAGGGAGAGCACGAUCUAAGUUGUUUUUGGAGGGAAACACUAUUGUAUAAUGCAGGUGAAAUGACACAUACACCAUUUUUCACUGCCUGAUUACUGUGCUGCACCCAUACUGGACCAAAUGUGGUAAUGGUACAGUGUCAAUGCUCUUUGGUCUUCAAGCAGUAUACCUCUUGUUUUUUAACACAGAUAUUGUGCCGAAAUUGUCAAUUUCUUUUUUGUUCACUUCAAAGGUCAAAGGUCCUGACAAAGCAGCAGAUCAGCCCAGAUUCAGAUGUGAGAAUAUGUCAGAUAUUUGGAGAACGUUUGGCUUGUGUUCACUAUUUAUACUUGAAUAGCAUUAGGUCAGGAAAUGAUUGUAAUGUCUCACCCUACAGCUUUACAUUCAAAGUGAUUUAGGUGCAGUGACAGUCUGGCAAACACGUAUACAAUAUAUGUACAGUAUAUAAUUCUUGUACAAGACAACUUAAGUGUUGUUUUUAGUUAUUGACAAUGUUUUCUUUCACGUUUUUCAGUUAUAGGUGAGAGUUUGAGAUAAUACAGCCAUCCUCAUUGUCCUCAAUGAAGUGUGUUAUAAUGAAGACACUGAGGAUGGUUAAGGUGUGGAGAGAGAGUGUAAUAAUUUAUAAAAAUAAAAAACAAGUAGUGUAAAGUUUAGACAAGAUGAGAAAAUGAAUCAACUUAAAUACACGAGGAAGAUAUAUGAAUAUAGACAUAUUGAUUACUAUUAUUGUGGCAAGAAAGAGCCCCUUUACUUAAAGAUGAAAUACUGUAGAUGGUACCUGAAGAAGUGCAGUGCUUUGCUUUGCUUUUGCCAGUUACAGUAUGUGCUUCAGAUUUGCAGAGUCACUGUCAGUGAAGUGUGUGAUUGCUGCAGGCUGAUCCAGUCCAUGAAGGCAACACAAGCGCUCUCAGAGAGUCAAAGUAAUACUUUAUUACAGUAGGUUGGCCAGAGGAGUAAUACCUGACAGUGUGCCUGUGUCUGUCAGGGUGAAAGACACAGACUUGACUGUACCACGUUUUGCUCUGUCUGUGACCCAGACGGACACAGGCAGAACCUUUUUCUUUGGUAGUUUGUGGCUCCAAGGUGUUUGCCAUGCGGUAGAGUCAAAUGAGUAACCUAAGAAAAAUGUUUUGUAUUUUUAUUCAUAUUUCCUUUAAACCAGGAGGUGGAUGAGAGAUUAAAAACAUGAGAAGGUAGCUAACCGUUAGCUUAGCGUCGCACAAAGAUUUGAAACAGCUAGCCUGGCUAGUUUGUUUAAUCUGUUCAAAAACCGACAAAACAAAAAAAAUCUUGUCACGGUGAGGUUCUGAAGAUCACAUUAGAUUUAAUGUAUUGAAUAGUGUUUAUUGUACUUGUACUUGUGGCUCAACCUCACAAACAUUAUUGUCUUAUAAAAUAAAAGGGAUCUUAGUUUCUUUUAAAAAUGUGACUAUCAUGUGAUAUCAUCUGCCCUUGGAGCCGUUGGACUAUUCUAGAUACAUAUUUGAGUUCCAUUUUAUUUCAGACACAAGGGUCAAGGAAAGUAAAGCAGGAUAAGGGUCAGUAAAGCUAUAAAAAGGUUUUAUUUUAUGUCAGGUUGAUAACAUUAUUCUUACUGUUUGCAGCAACAUUUUAUGUCGGGAUAGCUCACCUCUCUGACAUUUGACACACUUGUUGUUACAUCACAUCAUUUCACACAAACCCUAAAGGUCAUGAACAUUCACAUAAUCCUCAGACUCACCAGUGUUUGUCUGGAAAAGUCCACUGUAGCUUGCACAGUGGACUGUAAGUGAGUGGAGUGUAACUCAGACUUGACUAUCAUGUUUUACUCUGUUAUACACUGUAGUUGUUGAUUGAUAUAUAUAAUUAUUGUUAAUAAUACAGAUUUAUAUAUUGAUUUAGAUAUGUUUGCGUUGUGUCCAUAUAUUUUAUCACUAUUUCUUCCUUUUUUACAAUUUUGUUGAUUGUCCUUGAAGUAUAUCUGUAAGCAUUAAAGACAAACUUUCACAAUAUA
Seriola dumerili (greater amberjack) is the source of this 4209-nucleotide messenger RNA. RefSeq names its product solute carrier organic anion transporter family member 1C1-like. Gene Ontology annotation, cellular component: membrane. Gene Ontology annotation, molecular function: protein binding. The record is from RefSeq and is a predicted model, not a curated record. The transcript is spliced from 15 exons. Gene Ontology annotation, biological process: sodium-independent organic anion transport; transmembrane transport. Bases 168 to 2234 code for a protein of 688 amino acids. Lineage: Eukaryota; Metazoa; Chordata; Actinopteri; Carangiformes; Carangidae.